ACACUUUGAAGCUCGAGCACCAUGAGUAUUCUGGUUGUGUUGGCAGUGCUGGGCGUGUGCUCCGCCUCCCUCCAGCAGGCCUACAACCACGGCUACAACUACGUCCAGCCUCGGUACGUCGGACCCUUGGCAUCCACCGUCCCCGCCGGCGUCGACGGAACCAUCACUCCCGUGUCCGAUACCUACGAAGUGGCCGCCGCUCGUGGCGCUUUCUUCAGGGCCUACCAGGAUCAGCUGGCGACUGUGAACGCCCUCCGCUACGGCGCUCCCGCCACCCACCACGCCGUGCACCACGGUGCGCCUGCUGUGCACCAGAAUGUAGCAGCUGUGCACCACAAUGCGCCAGCUGUGCACCAUAAUGCACCAGCUGUUCAUCAUAAUGCACCAGCCGUGCACGACAGAGCGACAGCUGUGCACCAUAAUGUAGCUGUGCACCACAAUGCGCCAGUUGUGCACCAUAAUACACCAGCUAUCCGUCCUAAUGCACCAGCUGUUCAUCAUAAUGCACCAGUAGUGCACGACAGAGCGACAGCUGUGCGCCAUAAUGUAGCUGUGCACCACAAUGCGCCAGCUGUGCAUCAUAAUGCACCAGUAGUGCACGACAGAGCGACAGCUGUGCGCCAUAAUGUAGCUGUGCACCACAAUGCGCCAGCUAUCCCCGGCCAGGUCCGCAACACCCCCGAAGUGUCGGCCGCCAAGGCUGAGUUCUUCCGUCUGUACAACCAGCAGGCAGCAGCAGCAGCCGCGGCGCCAGACCAUCACGCUGUCUCCCCCUACUGAAUUGCCACCAAACUUUCGAGCAGAUACAGCUGGGAUCAAAAGUUCGCAUUCAAAAUCCAAUUAAAUAAAGAAAGCAAUUA
Penaeus chinensis is the source of this 860-nucleotide messenger RNA. Its product is annotated as splicing factor 3A subunit 2-like. The transcript is spliced from 2 exons. The coding region runs from base 22 to 780 and encodes 252 amino acids. The record is from RefSeq and is a predicted model, not a curated record. Lineage: Eukaryota; Metazoa; Arthropoda; Malacostraca; Decapoda; Penaeidae.